Messenger RNA from Camponotus floridanus (Florida carpenter ant), 1953 nucleotides. RefSeq names its product cytochrome P450 9e2. The coding region runs from base 345 to 1925 and encodes 526 amino acids. The transcript has a single exon. NCBI's taxonomy places the organism in Eukaryota, Metazoa, Arthropoda, Insecta, Hymenoptera, Formicidae. Gene Ontology annotation, molecular function: oxidoreductase activity, acting on paired donors, with incorporation or reduction of molecular oxygen; heme binding; iron ion binding. The record is from RefSeq and is a predicted model, not a curated record.
UAUUUAUUUGAAAUAUUUCAACAAAUUUUACAACAUAUUUUCUUACCAAAAAUGCCUCUUUAUUUAGAUGUUUGAUAAUCGAAGUUGAAUGUAGAUUCUACGCACGCGCACAAAUAUAUACAUAUAUUACAUAAUAAAUGACUCACAUGACAUAUCUAUCUGCGAGUAUAUAAAUGACGAACUCAUGGCAUUAGCAGUUGUCCGUUGUACUCUGAUACGUAAAGUCCUUCGCAUCGUUGAGACUUUAAUAAUAUAUGUGCAUAAAUAUUCCAAUAACAGUUCAUGUAAUGAUCGCGCAUUAUUAUUUUCGCAAUUUAAAUUCCAUCGUGUGAAUAAAAAUCAGCAUGGUAUAUAUAAUCGUGUUGUCAGUGAUCGUGGGUGCUUUAGGCAUAUAUUAUUAUCUCUUUAAAGAUUUGAACUUUUUCAAAAAUCAUGAAAUACCACAUAAGACACCUCUCCCGUUACUGGGAAAUAUGGGAUCGACUUUUUUCCGUCGCCAAUCGACAGCUGAAUUCGUUAAAUCGUUAUACGACUUAUCUCCUGAUGCCAAGUAUGUCGGCAUGUAUGAAUUUACCAGGCCACCAAUAGUAAUCCGCGAUCCCGAGCUUAUUAAAUCCAUCACAUUGAAACAUUUCGACAUGUUUAUGGAUCGUCGCGCCUUUCUCGACGAAAUACAAGAUCCACUUCUUAGCAAGAAUAUCACCGCUCUUCGUGGAGAAAGAUGGCGCGAAGUAAGAGCUAUAUUGAGCCCGGCUUUCACGUCCAGUAAAAUGAAAAAUAUGUUCAAGUUGAUGUCAAAUUGCGCUAUCGAUUUUGCCAAUUAUUUGAUGCAAUUACCAACGGAGAAGAAGACAAUGGAAAUGAAAGAAGUAUUUACGAGGUACACGAAUGACGUAAUAGCUUCUUGUGCUUUUGGCGUCAGUGUUGAUUCCAUGAGAAACCCGAAGAACGAAUUCUAUGUGUAUGGCAAAGAAGCGACCGUUUUAGAUACUGUCGUCUUACUGAAAUUUUUCAUAUUUAUACAGUUGCCUUGGCUGGCACGAUUAAUAAGACUGAAAUUUGUUCGUGAUGAAAUAGCGAAUUUUUUCCGAGAUCUCGUAAAAGUCACAAUAAAAACUAGAGAUGAGAAUGGUAUCGUUCGACCAGACAUGUUACAGCUGAUGAUGGAGAAGCGAGAUAAAGAUGAUAAAAUAGAACUGACUAUCGACGAUAUAGUUGCCCAGGUGUUUAUUUUCUUUUUUGGCGGUUUCGACAGCAGUUCUUCAUUAAUGUGUUUCGCCGCUCAUGAAAUCGCGAUAAAUCAGGACGUACAAGACAGACUUCACAAUGAGAUCGAUGAAGUUUUAGAAAAAACAAAUGGACAAGGAUCAUACGAAGCAAUUAAUAGCAUGGAAUACUUAGACGCUGUGAUUAACGAGACCCUCAGAAUGUAUCCGAUUGGUGCGAUGUUAGAUAGAUUAUGCUUGAAAGAUUUCGAGUUACCGCCAACAUUACCUGGAGUAAAACCCUUUACUGUAAAAAAAGGACACGGCAUAUGGAUACCGGUUUAUGGACUUCAUCACGAUCCUCAAUACUUUAAAGAGCCAGGAAGAUUCGAUCCUGAACGUUUCCUUGGUGAUCGGAAAAAAGAGAGUCUCAAUUGCGGAGCCUAUCUUCCCUUUGGUCUAGGUCCUAGAAUGUGUAUAGGAAGCAGAUUCGCAUUGCUAGAAACAAAGGUUCUGCUCUUUCAUCUACUGGCACGUUGUGAUCUCGAACCUUGCGAGAAGACAUCAAUACCGUUCAAAUUUUCUAAAAACAUCUUUAAUUUGAUGCCCGAAGGAGGUUUCUGGCUGAAUGUAUCUCCAAGAAAAUAUUCACAUCAUAUUAUUGCAGUUAAUGUUUCGAAUGACAAAAGCAAAUGUUGUAAGCAAAUUUUAUUAAUUUAAUAGAAUCAUCGAAAUCUAUAUUUAGAAA